CUGUUCUCUGCGGCAGGAACUCACCUGUUCCUCGGUCCAGCGCUGUAUCUGCAGUGUCUGGUCAUGCCCUGUACAGUCUGCAGUGUCUGGUCAUCCCCUGUACUGUCUGCAGUCUCUGGUCAUCUGUACUGUCCGCAGUCUCUGGUCAUCCCCUGUGCUGUGUCUGCAGUCUCUGGUCAUCCCCUGUGCUGUGUCCGCAGUCUCUGGUCAUCCCCUGUGCUGUGUCCGCAGUCUCUGGUCAUCCCCUGUGCUGUGUCCGCAGUCUCUGGUCAUCCCCUGUGCUGUGUCCGCAGUCUCUGGUCAUCCCCUGUGCUGUGUCCGCAGUCUCUGUUCAUCCCCUGUGCUGUGUCCGCAGUCUCUGGUCAUCCCCUGUGCUGUGUCCGCAGUCUCUGGUCAUCCCCUGUGCUGUGUCCGCAGUCUCUGGUCAUCCCCUGUGCUGUGUCCGCAGUCUCUGGUCAUCCC
Messenger RNA from Staurois parvus, 462 nucleotides. Lineage: Eukaryota; Metazoa; Chordata; Amphibia; Anura; Ranidae. The record is from the annotation of a GenBank genome assembly.